Molecule: messenger RNA, 1481 nt
Organism: Triticum dicoccoides
Lineage: Eukaryota; Viridiplantae; Streptophyta; Magnoliopsida; Poales; Poaceae
Product: putative F-box/FBD/LRR-repeat protein At4g13965
Exons: 4
Coding region: 1-1326 (441 amino acids)
Molecular function (GO): protein binding
Source: RefSeq, a predicted model, not a curated record
AUGCGUCGGCGGCCAGGCGGGAGGGGUGCGCGCCGUGUCCGCGGUGCGGACCGCCUAGGCGCGCUCCCGGACGCGGUCCUGCAGCACGUGCUGUCCUUCCUGCCGUCGCGCGACGCCGUGCGCACCAGCGUGCUCGCCCGCCGCUGGCGCCACCAGUGGAAGUCCGUGCCGGCCCUGCGGAUCACCGGCGUCGACGCCUUCGAGAGCGCCCGCCACCUCAACGGCUUCGUCAACCACCUCAUCGUCCUCCGCGACCGGACGACUCUCCACGCCUGCGAGAUCGUGGCCUACCUAAAGUACGAGGACUACGGCGAGGGGUCCCGAGACGACGACGACGAGGAGCGGGAGCGGUACACCGACCUCUGGGUCCGGUACGCCUUGUCGUGCCACGCUCGGCUGCUCCGGCUUAGCGACCAUGACACCGAUAACCACGAAGCCAAACACGAGGUUCUGCGGAGUGUUAUACUUGCCACUCCCAUCUCCUCCCCUCAUCUGACGACGUUGGAUUUCGAUGGUGUCCAUUUCUCGGACGAAUGCUCUCUUGAUUUCUCCGGCUGCCCAAACCUGGAGACCUUAAAGAUGAGCCGUUGCUCCUUCCUAAGCGUACUCAGCUACGAUAUAUCGUCGCCGUCUGUGCGAUGCCUGAGCAUCACGGACUGUGAUUUUCGUCGCAUUGACGAGAAGAAACAGGCCAUCAUCUCUGUGCCAAGCCUCGUCUACCUGGAGCUGGCCGCGGAACGUGGCAUGGUUCCCGCGUUUGAGAGCACGCCGUCCUUGCUAUCCGCAUCUAUCAAGCUUGAAGACAGUGCUCACUCUUGGAUUAGGGACGAAAAGGAUGCUUCCUUGCUCCUUGAACGCUUCUCAGAUGUUACCACUAGUCUAGACCUCAUAGCUGACCGUCAACAGCUUGCUCUCAGGAAAGAUUUAAAACUGUGCGCUACAUUUACCAAGCUCAGAAUCUUGUCACUCAAUGAUUGGUGUGUGGAGCCUGAUUUUGGCCCACUGCUGUACAUUCUCCGGCGGUCACCAAGUCUGGAGAAGCUCCGCCUCCGGCUAUCUAAGCCAUAUCUAGCUGCUGAGGAAACCGACGGAAGCUACGAUUUGACAGAACCAUUUUUGGUGUCAAAGCAUCUCAAGGUCGUCGAGAUCAAAUGUCGGGCAAAAGAUGAGAGAGCUCACAGAAUUUCGAAGGCCCUUUGUUCCUAUGGAGUAUCUGCUGAUAAAAUCAACAUCAAGGAAAGAAUACGGUCCUCCAAUGGAAUAUAUUAUGAGUCUGACACGUCAAUCCAUUCGUAUUCAGAUCCGGAGAAAUAUCAGUUAGAUUAACAUUUGAGGCAUUGUUCCCUCGCAAAAAAAAAAUUGAGACAUUGUUAUGAAUUUACUUGCUUCACCAGAGGACCUUUUGCGUAAGUUUUAGUUGUCGAGUCGAGGCCUUUGUAGUUAAUUUCACAAAGCUGAAGUAUGGAUACAAUUUGGAUUUG